GAAGAAAAGAAAAGAAAAGAAAAGAAAAGAAAAGAAAAGAAGGAAUAAACUAAAGGGUGUAAGGGUAUAGAAAUUAAGGAUCGAUAAGAAAAAUGUCUCUAUUUUAUGUGAAAAAGAUGUCCGUAUUGUUCUCGAACUUUAAUUCUAUUAUGCAAUUUGUCGCGUAACGGAACGGCGCGCGCGGAAAAAUCUAAGAGUUGAACUAAGGAUCAACGAUACGAUUGAUUCCAAGGAAAAAUGAAGGAAAUAAAAGUGAUUGGGAGAAGAAAGUACGGGUCCAUCGACGAAUGGCGACGUCCCUGGGAGAAAGGGGCGAGAAAGGGGGCGAGUACGACGCCAUGUCGACGUUCAUCCUCUAGUUCGCUCUCGUUGCAGCCCUCGUCUAAAAGGCAAACUCGUGUCUGGAAAAAGUCGCGAAAAGGAAAGGUCGAAAAAAAAGGAGAGAGACGGAAGGAAGAAAAGCCAAAGCUCGUAGAAAUCACUGACGAAAUCACUCUUGCACGAAGCAUUGGGCUAUGAAUGAAGACCCAACCCUUUCAUCUCGAGGUUUUGGCAGUUUUGCUAUUGUCAGUAAUACCCUGGCCAGGUCCAACUGUUUUUAAGAUAUCAUGCCCCCGCGAUCGUGCUUCGGUAGUGAGGAGGAUAGUUCACAAGAGAUGGAUGCCCAUCCUAAAGAAAUAUCAAGUGGAGUUACCCUUAGAAUGUCCCUUUCACGAAAGUCGAGACAUCUUUCGACCUCAGCAACGGGCAAAGCAUCAGUACAGACCAUCGCAAUGGACCUGCGGCCUUUGCGGCAAGUCUUUUUACGCCGAAAGACAUCUCGACGCGCACUUCGAUAACAGACAUAAAAGUAACGUUAAUACGGCGGAGGACGCCGUGUGCCUUGCCGACUACUGCGACAUUAUGAGAUGCGACGUCUUGGGAAAUCGUGACUUUGAAAGUUCGAUGGACGAUGAGGACGACGACAGCGGUCAUGUCAACACCGACAUACAGGUGUGGAAGGAGAAUACGGAACAGCGCAGUACGUCGGUCGUACCGUGUUCUCGAGACCUCGCAAGGACAUAUCGUCCUUCCUCUUCAUCUUCCACGGACAAGUCGUGCGCACUCGCUGCCACGAAGAACGACUUACAGCGUUCGUACUGUCGACGAGCCGACGCGGAUGUCCUUAAAAAUCAUCGGCUCGCCGAUUCCUCCUCUUAUCGUCGCAACGAAAUCGCUGGUCCUGAGAAUAAUAGCGACGCUUGCGACAAUGACGACGAGGACGACGAGGACGACGAGGAUGACGAGGAAGAGGAGAAAGAGGAGGAGGAGGAGGAGGAGGAGGAGGAGGAGGAGGAGGAGGACGACGACGACGACGAUGACGAGGAGAAUCUGGUAGAAGCCGCUCUACCUGCCGUCGAUAAAAGGCAAAGACGCAGAAGAAUACAUCUUAGGAAACUCAAGUCCAACUGCAAGCCUGAGGAACUUCAAAAGCUCAAGUUACAAUGUGAAAUACUCGUCCGCGAUUGUAUCGCAGGACUUCUCGCAAAUCUCUCGGUUCGAGAAUUCCAAGAAAUCGAAGGUGAACUGAACCGGGCGAUCUGUUGGUAUUUGAGUUGCGAUAGAUACUGGGAAGAUACCAAACGGCAACAACGUCAGACACCUUGGUAUCUGCUCGCUACGUUUAUGGCUCUUUUCUGCAUCUCGAUUUAUGCCUGCUAUUACGUCAUCUGGGUUCUCUUCAAUACCACUGACGAGGAGAGGCUCGAUCAUACGGGAACUUUAGGUUACAACGAUGGAAGUCUUACGGGUGCAUCAUCGUUGCACGAUCAGAGCGGUCAUGGCGAUGGUAGAUCGGUAGAUAGACGAAAAAUGGAAGGAGGAGACGAUAAUCUAGUAUCUACGAACGAAGAAAUGCCGGAUCACUACAUAUACGUCGCAUAUCCACCGGAACUGAAACGUCGUCUCUUGGAAAGGUAUCUCUUGGAACUUUAUACAGGCUUCCUCUUUGAUUACGUACGUUGUGCAUAUGUAUGAACAACAUAUGUACAAAUCGAUCGAUGCGACGUUAGCGAGUACUUCUUUCCGUAGCUGCUACAACAGGACUACCAGACUAUGAGACUGAAACGAAAGAAGACGAUCGUUUCGUAUUCAUCUUGAAUAGGACUGCGCUGCGAAUGAAGGCACUCUUUUCUCUCUCUCUCUCUCUCUCUCUCUCUCUCUCUCUCUGUCUGUUUGUCUGUCUGUCUGUCUGUCUUCGUGUUUUGUAUACCAAAUCUAUUCGAAUAAAUUGCAAGGUACGAGAGGAAUCUUCCAUCGUAGAAAUAACCGAAAGAGUUAUAGCAAAAAGACCGGCUUUAAAGUCUCUCGCAAUUGAACCUAAAACAUGUUUUAUUUGUCAGAAAGAAAAAAAAGAAAAGGAAAAGAAAAACAGAAGAAAAACGAGAAGACACUAUGGUAAUCUUAAAAAAAUGCAAUUUUGUAUAAAGUAGGAAUAUCGGACUAGAUAGACUAAUAAUGGACCCUAUAUAUGAGUUUCUCCGAGUCUAAAACCAAUAUGUCAUCUUUAUGGAACCAUCGGAGUCACGCUGAGUGUCCAUCACGCUCGAUUGCCGAACAAGCCGGCGAACGCUCGCACCGGUCGGUCGUUGUUGCUCCUCUAAAAUUCUUUGCGAUAUCGCUUGUGUCGAUGUAGUUUGAGCUAUUGGAAGUUCGGGUACCUCGUGCAUCUCGACGGUUUCUCUUUCCGACAGGUCCUCGUAGGAAGCCGCCGCCGACGAAGGUCUAAGGAUAAAAAUCAUUAAUUCGGACGCUUAUCCUUCCGAAUAUAAAAGAAAAUAAUAAUAACUGUCUACGAAGCCUACUUGGUAGGUAUGCAUCGAAUACAAUCGGCACAGGUCCAAUCCUUCCCAAAGAGUUCUCCCUCUUCCACCGUUUGCGGAAGUCGAUGGUGUAGAGUUUCCGGUAACCGUAAACCCGAAAGACCGCCGAUCACCGAGACGCAACCUAAGAUCACCAAAGGCAACACUAGAUUCUCCUUACCCUGUAAAUCAAAGCAUAUUCUGUAAUAAAGAACAUUGUCUCAA
Messenger RNA from Vespa velutina, 3065 nucleotides. RefSeq names its product protein BFR2. Bases 520 to 2016 code for a protein of 498 amino acids. The transcript has 8 exons. The record is from RefSeq and is a predicted model, not a curated record. NCBI's taxonomy places the organism in Eukaryota, Metazoa, Arthropoda, Insecta, Hymenoptera, Vespidae.